GUACAUCCUCAAGCGCCUUUUAAAGAACUAUAUCAGUAAUCAAAUGCAAUGUAAUUUCUGUAAAAAUAUGGGCAUUCUUACAAAGAUGAUUUAUUCAUUGUUGUCUUUCUUUCUAAGAUCAUCAAAAUAGAAACUUAAAAUGUGCUUCCUGGAAAGAAUUCUGUAAUUUCAUGAAGUGGUCCAUUCCUGGCUUUUUUUACUUCCUGGACAACUUGAUUGUCUUCUAUGUCCUAUCCUAUCUUCAGCCUGCCAUGGCUGUUAUCUUCUCAAAUUUUAGCAUUAUAACAACAGCUCUUCUAUUCAGGAUAGUGUUGAAGCGGCACCUAAACUGGAUUCAAUGGGCUAGCCUCCUGAUUCUGUUUUUGUCUAUUGUGGCUUUGACUGCUGGGACUAAAAGUUCACACCAUAACUUGGCAGGACAUGGAUUUCAUCAUGAUGCCUUCUUCAGCCCUUCCAAUUCCUGCCUUCUGUUUAGAAAUGACUGUUCCAUAAAAGACAAUUGCACAGCAAAGGAGUGGACUUUUCCUGAAGCUAAGUGGAACGCCACAGCCGAGGUUUUCAGUCACAUCCGUCUUGGCGUGGGCCAUGUUCUUAUUAUAGUCCAAUGUUUUAUUUCUUCAAUGGCCAAUAUCUAUAAUGAAAAGAUAUUGAAGGAAGGGAACCAGCUCACUGAAAGCAUCUUCAUACAGAACAGCAAACUCUAUUUCUUUGGUGUUCUUUUUAAUGGGCUGACCCUGGGCCUUCAAAAGAGUAACCGUGAUCAGAUUAAGGAUUGUGGAUUUUUUUAUGGCCAUAAUGUAUUUUCAGUAGCCCUUAUUUUUGUAAUGGCAUUCCAGGGCCUUUCAGUGGCUUUCAUUCUGAAGUUCCUGGAUAACAUGUUCCAUGUCUUGAUGGCCCAGAUCACCACUGUCAUCAUCACAGCAGUGUCAGUCCUGGUCUUUGACUUCAGGCCCUCCCUAGAAUUUUUCUUGGAAUCUCCAUCAGUCCUUCUCUCUAUAUUUAUUUAUAAUGCCAGCAACCCUCAAGGUCUGGAUUAUGCGCCUAGGCAAGAAAGGAUCCGAGAUCUAAGCGGCAGCCUUUGGGAACGUUCCAGUGGGGAUGGAGAAGAACUGGAAAGACUUACCAAAUCCAAGAGUGAUGAGUCAGAUGAAGAUACUUUCUAAUUGGUACCCAUAUAGUUGGCAACUCUCACAAACUUUUAUUUCACAUUUUCAGCAUUUGGAAUAUUUAUCUUUCUUUUCAUUUUGAUAAACCAAGAAUGUUUUCAAA
This is a messenger RNA of Otolemur garnettii (small-eared galago), 1269 nucleotides long. It is a transcript of the gene SLC35A5, whose product is annotated as solute carrier family 35 member A5. The transcript has 4 exons. Gene Ontology annotation, cellular component: Golgi membrane. Gene Ontology annotation, molecular function: pyrimidine nucleotide-sugar transmembrane transporter activity. Bases 171 to 1163 code for a protein of 330 amino acids. Lineage: Eukaryota; Metazoa; Chordata; Mammalia; Primates; Galagidae. Gene Ontology annotation, biological process: pyrimidine nucleotide-sugar transmembrane transport. The record is from RefSeq and is a predicted model, not a curated record.